Quercus lobata is the source of this 1155-nucleotide messenger RNA. RefSeq lists its product as uncharacterized. The transcript has 2 exons. Lineage: Eukaryota; Viridiplantae; Streptophyta; Magnoliopsida; Fagales; Fagaceae. The record is from RefSeq and is a predicted model, not a curated record. Gene Ontology annotation, molecular function: RNA-DNA hybrid ribonuclease activity; nucleic acid binding. Bases 1 to 1155 code for a protein of 384 amino acids.
AUGGUUUGGAGAAUCGGUGAUGGCCAAUCCGUGCGGGUAAAGGAAAAUAAAUGGCUGCCAAAAGGAGAUAGUAAUUCCAUCAUUUCACCCCUUACUACUAUUCUGCCUGAGAUAAGGGUUAGUUCCUUCAUUGAAGCUGACCGGAGAGAGUGGAAAACAAAGGUGAUUCAAGAGCUGUUUCUGCCUAGUGAGGCGUCGGUGAUUAUGGGAAUUCCAUUGAGCUUAAGGAAUACAAAGGACUGGGUUAUAUGGGCCUACACACCUUCAAGAGUUUACUCCACAAGUAGCGCAUACAAGCUGCUAACUGAUAGAAAUGUGCAAGGCAGCUCUAACCAUGAGCAACAAAUACGUUUUUGGAAGGGAAUAUGGGAGCUUCGAGUUCCUCAUAAAAUCAAGCACUUUUUUUGGAGGGCCUGUCACAAUGCUCUUCCAACAAAGUGUAAUCUAGUUCGACGGAACAUAGUCAAUUCGAAGGUAACAGAUGAUUUCAAGAAGGAAAUCUUUGCAGUAGCUGCUUGGUGUCUAUGGAACCGGCAAAAUGCCCUUCACUUUGGGCGUCAAUUGCAGCCUAUUACAAACAUUAACCUGUUGGCUAGUAACCUGCUACAAGAGUUCUUGGCAGCCCAGGAAGAUGAAGCUCCAACAGUUCACUCACUUGUGAUCCAACACCAGUGGAGACCUCUAAAGCAUGAUCACUUCAAAGUAAAUUUCAACACAGCUGUGUUCAAGUCGCUUAAUUUGGCCAGUAUCGGGGUAGUCAUCCGAGAUUGGUGUGGAGAUGUACUGGCAGCUCUGUCUAUGCCAACUGCUCUAGCCUCAACGGUUGCGGAUUUGGAAGCCCUUGCGUGUCGCCGUGCUGUGAUGUUUGCUGCUGAAAAGGACCUGCAAAACAUUAUCUUCGAAGGAGACUCAGUUUUAGUUAUUAAUGCUAUUGUCCAAGAAAACCCGGUUCUGACUUCAUAUGGAGAUAUUGUUGACAACAUUCGCUCGUUAGUCUCUGUUUUCCAAUCUUUUCAAUUUGUUUUUGUUCAUCAGUCUUGUAAUGUGGUUGCCGAUGCAUUAGCUAAGAAGGCCAAAUGUUUGGCCGGGUAUCGGGAAUGGUUGGGUGACUUACCUACAAACAUUUCCCAGUUAGUUGAUUUUGAUGUUCCUUGA